CAACAGCAGCUGAAGAAGAAGGCGGAAGAAGAAGAAAAAAAAUGGAGAUGCUACACAUCGCCUGAAGCUAUACAAUAGCAGCCGAAAGUGAGCUAGCCAGCUGGCUGACUUGCCUCGUAUUUUAGCAUUAACUCAAUAAUUUAACUAGGUGAAUGUUUAACACUUUAAUCCCACAAGUUAAGCGUUUCUAUUUUUACAUUUAGUCGGUGAGUUUUUAAUUUUUUUUUAACUUGAGUGAGCUGAAUGUCAAACGGCUCUCUGCUCCCUACGCAAGUGCACUAGGUAGGGUAUGAAAUAACGGCUCGUGAACUCAGCGUAGUGCACUAGCUAUAAGAUAAGGAGUGAAUCGGGAUUCAGCCCGUGCUAGUGAGCGAUAGCUGGAUAUUGCAGCUCUGUGUGUGUGUGUUUUCCUCCUGCAGGAGUGAUGGAUAAGACAUUAAACAGCAGUGCACCAGUCGUCCAGGUGUGUUUCCCCAACGUGCGAGCACAAGUGCUGGACAACCUGAACCGUCAGCGAGAAGAAGGGCGACUGUGUGAUCUGUCUAUCCAGGUUCAGGGGCAGGUGUUCAGGGCACAUCGGUGUGUGCUGGCGGCUUCCUCGCCAUACUUUCAUGACCAGGUGCUGCUGAAGAACGUGAGCACGGUGUCUCUGCCAUCCGUCAUGGAUCCUCUGGCCUUCGAAAGUGUCCUCAACUCUGCCUACACAGGCCAGCUGAGCAUCGUGCGUGAUGACAUCGUCAACUAUGUCACGGUGGCCAGCUUUCUGCAGAUGUGGCACAUUGUAGACAAGUGCACAGAUAUCCUCAAGAGGUCACGACCUUUGACCCAGGCCAGCCCAGGUAUAGAGCCUGGCAACUCUAGGCAUCAAAGUCCCAGCAGUUCGGAUUGCUGUCUGACUGAAUCCGAGGAACAGAAGAAGCCCCUUGGAGUUGAAUGCGCUGCUCUUCCUCCUCUGGCCACCUGGAGGAGGCCGCAGCAGGUGCCCCAGCAGGGUAAAUGGGGCAAAUCCAGGCUGUUCCUACCACCCCAGCACCGAGCCGACUCUCCCCCGGCUGGGGAAGUAGAGCGGUCGUGUAGCCCCGAGGCUCCGAAUGAAAAACGCAACUGGAUGCGCUCUCGUCUUCGGGAGAGCAGGGAGGUGGACGAGGAGGACAGGAAGCGAGGAGAGAGGUGGAUGGAGGCAGAUGAAGGUGUAGGGGAGGAGUCAGAGUUGGAGGAGGAGGAGCGACGGGCCGGAGGCUGUGGCUCAGGGGCAACUCUUAAAAAGGAGGGCGAGAGAGGGGGAGUGAGAGAGGGUGCAGAGAGGGACAAAGAUCAGGAGGAAGGUUUUCUGCCAGCAGCUCAGGAUGCACAGGAAGUGCUCGCUGCUGCUCAGUGUCCUCUUUCUGCACGUGCUCAGUGGCAGCCGGCAGCUGAUUGGUCGACAGGUCCAUGCGCUCAGCCAGGAGGGAAGUUAAUUGAAGAUGCACAGAAGGAUGUAGAAGAAGUGGACUUUGGACGUUUCGCAGAGGGAGGAUUCGAGGGAGAGACGUAUGAUGAGAUUGAGGAUGGCACGGGACAAGUUUCCCAGAGGCCUUUGCUUCCUGUGUCACCUGGCAAUGCUGGGGGUGGAGUGGACUUUGUGCUCGGGCCUUCAGAGCUUCCGUGGACGUCAGGCGCACUCUCAUCUCCCUCCGUCCCUCCUUCCUCCUCUCCCGUGCCCUCCUCCUCAUCUCCGCCCUCCCUCACACCCUAUGCAGGCAAAGUGCACUUCUGCCACUGCGGUAAAGCCUUCACGCUGAAGAGCAUGCGAGAUCGUCAUGUCAAGAUGCAGCACCUGAACCUGCGGCCCUUUGCCUGCCCUGUCUGUGCCAAGAGUUUCAAGAUGAAGCACCACCUGACCAAGCACGUGAAGACACAUGGGGCUCUGCGGCCUUACGAGUGCAGUGUCUGCGGCAAGAAGAUCAUCUGGAGGGACAGUUUCCUCAAACACCAGGCUCGCUGCCAACACCUCGCCAACAGAUCGGCUUGCGCUGACAUCAACGAGGCAGAGUCAGGGCAGGACGAGCCGGAGUUGGAGUAUGAGGGUUACCCAAGUGAGGGACAGGUAAAGAUGGAGCAGGAGGGAGCUCCAUUGGAGCAUGUUCUGAAAGAGGAAGAUGGAGGCAGCUACACUUCAUAAACAGAUCAAGUGUUCUAAUCCUGUAGAUAUGAAGAAACAUCUUCAUGACUUGAACCACCACUGCAAGGCAACAUCAGCUGCUCCUCUUCUUCAAAUCUGCAUCAUCUUCAGACAAAUUAGAAAUCGUAGUUCCUUAAGGAACCUUAGAUAAUGUAGAUUUCUUGGAACUGCAUGGUGAUUUGAGUAUUAUAAUAUAAUUUAAUGCUGGAUCAGUGUUGGAGCUGAGAGGUUUCAGAACCACAGCCUUGAUUUAUAUAUAAAUGUUUCCUUAUUUUGCAUCUUUAUCAACUAGAUUCAUUAAGAUAACGAAAUAAUAGGUUAAAAAAUAGACAAACUUAAUUUAUUGUGUAGUUUAGGCUUUUCAGUUAAUUCAGAGUGCAACAUUCAUCGUCAGGGUUUUUAAGCAAAUCUGAACAAUCUGUGAAAUUUCGAUAGAUUUGGAAAAGUGUCCAAAAUAAGGAUCCAUUGUAUGCAGAUGCUUCCUGAUCUGCUGAUGCUUUGUGCGUUACAUUUCAAAUGAAUGCUUUUAAGAAUCUGGGGGGAAAUCUGUUGAUUUUAUUUCUUUUUAAUGAGGAAAGGAAGUCAUGUGGUGUGUCAUUUCUGUUUUCUCUCACCAUGAGGGAGUAAAUAGAACAUGCAAAUUAUCAAGGCAAGUCGAGUAGAGCUUUGUCAUCUCAGCCAGAUGAACAGACAGCAGGGCAUUCAGACACGCCAACAAUUGGGGGUUAUACACUUCAGCAAGCUCAGUUAUUAGACCAUCUGAUUAUUAUAAACACUAUACUACAGUGUACAAUUAAAUAAACUCAGUGUGAGCAUGACUGAAGAAGAAAACCUUCUUCCUUUUGUGGCCCAAUAUCAGUAAAGUGCUGCUUUGAAACAUCUGUGCAGAAUUAUUACCCAGUUCUGAGCUUUAUUAAACCUAAAUAAUCUUCGUGUUAUGAUUUUUAGUGUCUAUAGAAAUAUUUCCUUAAUUUUACAUGUAUAAGCCUGUAUGAGCAGAUCUACCUACCAUCCUACACAUUUUGAAUCGCAGCUCUGCAUGGUAAUGUUAGCGUAUACUAGUGCGAAAUAGCACUCAAAAAUAAAAAUACACCCAAAGAGUGAGCAGGCUUCUUUUUCUUGCCAAUAAAAUGACAGAUGAGCUGAUAACAUAUCAAUGCAGAAUGAUUGACGGUUGCAUAAGUGUUUCGAACUCUCCGAUAUUAAGUGAUACAGUAGAAGCCCCGCCCCCUUCCUCCGGGUCAUAUAGGUGCUCAUCUGCAUGUUACGGUAAACGGAGCUCAUAAAUAUGAUAAUCUAUUAAGUGUUGCUGACUUAGCUAACAAACACUUUAUAACAAAAUUAUAAUUAUUAGGGAAGCCACUGACAAUUUUUACGAGAUAGUGGCAUGUUUUUGGGCUGAAGGAGCAUUUAAUUAGGUGUACACUGGCAUCCCAAAGCUAACACGUCUUCAUUAGGAAGUGAACUCCCUAUACACAUUGGGUGAGAUUGAGUUAUUCCUUUUUAUGGUUGUCACGUCUGUAUAAGCUUUGCUAAAUGCUGUGUUACCCAGCACAAUACACAUUUUUACUACUUGUUAUCCUGAUUGGACUUUUUGUCACCUCUCAUCUGUAAUAAACAGAUUUCUGAAACAUGAAUCCAGGAGUCACAAUCUCAACUGGACAACCCAUGAAAACUCGAUAUAUCUUUCAGGGUCUGUAUCAUUGUUGGUCUCAUUUUGUGAAAGUAGUUGCUUAUUUAUGCACUGAUGAUUUUAGUAGCUCACAAAUGUGCAAGGAUGUGCAAGUCUGCUAAGGAAGUAAAUGCUGAAAAUUUUAUGGAAGAUUGGGCAAAGAUUGCAGUGCGAAAGAAAUAUAUGGAUUAUGUUUUUCAUCAAGAAUGAGUCAAGAUGGCGACUUAAGCAAAGAUUUUGGACCAGUUUGGGAUGUGACUUAGGUUCGGAACCCAAGAGGAACAACGUGCUGAUGGACAUCACUAUACAACUGUGUUCACAAUGCAACUGUGAGCAGAGAAUUAUUUUCAUGUUACUUUUAAAGUGUUGACUUUUUUCACAUUUUAUAUAAAGUUGCAGCAUUUUUUUUUGAAACUAUGAUUUGAAAAUUUUCAAGCUGAACCACCUAGAAAAAAAAACUGAAACCGGGCAUCAGCAUAAAAGAAUUAUGGAUGUUGGCUCCUUAUAUCUUCAUAAGAGCAGCAAAUCCCUGUCUGUGUGUUUUAACGAUGUAUCUCUGAACCCCAGCACACAGACUAUCACAUACAUAAACACACCGUUAUCAUGCUGAAGGUCCAGCAUUGGACCUUCACGGGCCAGAGUGUAAAUAAAGAAGUAUGAGACUGACUCUGUGGCCUGAAGUCACAGGUUAAGUCAGCAGUUUUCCAUACCAUUCCAGUCCAGAUAUAUUCACCUUCAUCAUGUCUUUUUCAGCAUUUUAAGAGUUUUGAUAUUUUAGUCAUAUCCAGUGCGCUGCAACCUCUUGGUAUCUAAGAAUGCAAGGAAACGGGGACAUCGAGAACAAAAGUAUUUGACAAAUGAGACUCUGACAUGAAAUGAGAUGAUUUAUAAAUGAUUGUUGCUAGAUUACCUGUCACUGAGCAUAACAAUUUUGCCUGUACACAUGACUGCUUGAUUGCACACUGAAUAAACAUCAACAAUCAUGAA
This is a messenger RNA of Neoarius graeffei (lesser salmon catfish), 4820 nucleotides long. It is a transcript of the gene zbtb22a, whose product is annotated as zinc finger and BTB domain containing 22a. Gene Ontology annotation, biological process: regulation of transcription by RNA polymerase II. The transcript has 4 exons. The record is from RefSeq and is a predicted model, not a curated record. Gene Ontology annotation, molecular function: protein binding; DNA-binding transcription factor activity, RNA polymerase II-specific; RNA polymerase II cis-regulatory region sequence-specific DNA binding. The coding region runs from base 425 to 2161 and encodes 578 amino acids. NCBI's taxonomy places the organism in Eukaryota, Metazoa, Chordata, Actinopteri, Siluriformes, Ariidae.